This is a messenger RNA of Miscanthus lutarioriparius, 2145 nucleotides long. Lineage: Eukaryota; Viridiplantae; Streptophyta; Magnoliopsida; Poales; Poaceae. The record is from the annotation of a GenBank genome assembly.
AUGGCCCGAGCCGCCGCCGCCGCGCCCCUCCUCCCCUCCUCCUCAUCCUCCUCCUCGUUGACCACGGCCCCGCGCCCGCCGCCGCGCCUGACGCUGCUGGGCGACGCGCACCUCAAGAACGGCACGAUCGCGGUGCCGCUCCGAGGCGGGUUCUCAACGCAGUUCGCCUUCACGGUGGCCACGCUCAACCCGUCCUCGGUCGGCGGCGGGCUGGCGUUCGUGCUGGCCACCGACGGGGCCACGCUGGGCGACGCGGGCGCCUACAUCGGCGUGUCCGUCGCCACCGACGCCGCGGCCGUCGAGUUCGACACGCUCAUGGACGUCCAGUUCGGCGACCCCAACGGGAACCACGUCGGCCUGGAUCUCGGCUCCAUGGUCUCGGCAGCCGCAGCCGACCUCGGGGCCGACGACGCCGCCGGCGGCGGCGUCGACCUCGCCAGCGGGAGGACCGUCAACGCCUGGAUCGACUACCGGCCCGGCGACGGGAAAGGCGGCGGCAUCUUGGAGGUCUUCGUGUCCUACGCGCCCAAGCGCCCGCCCAGGCCCGUGCUGUCCGCGCCGCUCGACCUCGGGGAGCGCGUCAAGGACGCCGCGUUCGUCGGAUUCUCCGCCUCCACGCAGGGGAGCACGGAGGCGCACUCCAUCGAGUGGUGGAGCUUCUCCACCGCGUCGCCGGCACCGUCCCCGCGUUCCGUCGCGCCCCCCGCCGGAGUCCACCCCGGUGCUCCCGCCUCCCGUCGCCAGCCCGGUGCUCCCGUCGCCGCUGCUUCCGGGAGUGACGACGCCGACGCAGCAAGCUGCCACGACGGGUGCCGCCGCACCGGCCGGGCGGCCGUGGCCGGCGCCGCCACGGCGGGCGCCUUCGUGGCCGCGUCGUUCGCGGGCAUCGCGCUCUGGGCGCUGGCGCGCCGCGCCAGGGCCAGGAAGCGCGGCCAGACCGCGGUGGCGGUGGCCACCAAGCGCGACAGCAGCGUGGCGUCGGCGGCGGCGCUGGCGCGGUCCCCGCGGGAGUUCAGCUACAAGGAGCUGAGCGCCGCCACGCGGGGCUUCGCCGCGUCCCGCGUCAUCGGCAACGGAGCGUUCGGGACCGUGUACAAGGGCAUCGUCCCCGACACGGGAGCCAUGGUCGCCGUGAAGCGGUGCACGAACGCGCGCGGCGGCGGCAACGCGAGCGGCGAGCAGCAGGCGCGGUCGGAGUUCCUGUCGGAGCUGUCCAUCAUCGCGGGGCUCCGCCACCGGAACCUGCUCCGCCUGCAGGGGUGGUGCUACGAGAAAGGGGAGAUCCUGCUGGUCUACGACUACAUGCGCAACGGCAGCCUGGACAAGGCGCUGUUCGACGCCUCCUCCCCGGUGCUGCCGUGGCACCACCGGCGCGAGAUCCUGAUCGGCGUAGCGUCGGCGCUGGCGUACCUCCACCACGAGUGCGAGCGGCGCGUGAUCCACCGCGACGUCAAGUCCAGCAACGUGAUGCUGGACGAAGCCUACCGCGCCCGGCUGGGCGACUUCGGGCUGGCGCGGCAGGCGGAGCACGGCGAGUCCCCCGACGCAACGGCGGCGGCCGGCACGAUGGGGUACCUGGCGCCCGAGUACCUCCUGACGGGUCGCGCCACCGAGUGCACCGACGUGUUCAGCUUCGGCGCGCUCGCGCUGGAGGUGGCGUGCGGGCGACGGCCUAUCGGCGCGACAAAUGAUGCCGGCAGGUGCUGCAACAACCUGGUGGAGUGGGUGUGGAGCCUGCACGGGGAUGCGCGGCUGCUGGACGCCAUGGACCCGCGGCUGGGCGGGGAGUUCGACGAGAACGAGGCGCGGCGCGCGCUGCUGGUGGGGCUGGCGUGCUCCAGCCCGGAACCCGCGCUGCGGCCCGGGAUGCGCGGCGUGGUGCAGGUGCUGGGCGGCGAGGCGGACCCGCCGUUCGUCCCCGCGGUCAGGCCGUCCAUGAGCCUCGGCGGCAGCGCCAACAACCAGCAGCUGCUGCUCAGCCUGCAGGACAGCGUGUCGGACUACAACGCCUUGCUGCUGGGGCUCGCCGGCGUGUCGGACGACUCGUCGUCCGCCGACUCGCUCAGCUCGUCCUCGCUCACCAGCACGCUGCGCAGGGGCGGCCAUGACAUCGGGUUCAGCUGCACCGCCGGCGACGCCAGGUGA